AUGACCCCACCACGGCCCUCUAGUAUUCCGGCUACCGCGGCGGCUUCCUCGAGCUGCGAAGUUCCUCCUCGCCCCGAUGCCCAGAUGGGUGAUAACGUCAUCUGGUGGUCUGAACUCAUAGGGCUGAAUGACCCUAUGAACAACAGCGUCACCGUGCUCUCCGACCAGACGGUGGAAACCAUCAUCUCGAAUAUCAGGGAGAUGACGGUGGAACACCGCGCCUAUAUGCUCUCAGAGCUCAUCCCGUUCUUGGGUGCACUGAUGGCCGAGCUCCUCAGGGCCAUUGCCACAGCCAUCCAGCAAAGCCAGAACGAGGUGGUGGCGGUACCAGUUGACGACGAGGACGAAGCAGUGCAUCAGUGCAGUAUGAUCCGGCAGUCCCUUUUGGAGACCUCACGACAACACCGGGAUCGCUUUGAACGCCUGGAGGCUCUGGUUGCGACCUAUGCUGGUGAAUGUGAGGAAACGCCACUGUCGUUGCAGGUGUGGGGAGAACAUCAGCUCCAAGCUCUCGUGCCGUACCUAGGGGGUGGCGCUGGAAAAACUCCGCAAGUGAACAACCAGACUGAAGGGCAUGCAAGUGGGGCACCUACUGCAAGCAGGGCUGCGAGUUCGACAGACGUGGUGGUCGUUGACGACUCUAGUGGGAUGGCCCCCCUAGAGGCGCUGGAGGUCCCAGAAUACCGAGUCCAGCGUGCACCUGACGGCCCAUGGCUACCUGCGAGCGAACAGGAAGCUGCGGAAUUCAGAGCACAUGAUCAGGCGAUCAGAGAGCAGGCCCUGCAGCAGGAGAAGCUGGAUGAAGAAAACUUCCAACAAUUCGAGGCGGCGCUCAGCCAGAAAUGGGAUGACUGGGCCAUACGGUCGGAGCUGGACAGGGAAACACCCUGUCACCAGGUUGGUGAGGCACAAGUGGAAGGUACGAUGGAAGCCGGCCAACAGCCAGUGGUGUCUUUCCAGGUCACGGAAACCUUGCUGGGAACGACAGAAGAUCCUGCUCUGGAAGUUGGACCGGCAGCUGUGGCGUUGCAUGCGAGCCCCCAACUGGCGGAGUUUGAUGCGGAGUGCAUGCCUGGCAUCCCGGAUGCAAUGAAAGCAUUCAUGGCUACGAGGGAAGCCAGAUAUUGGCUGCACCAAUUCAUGGAGGGCAUGGCAACGGAGGACAUGAUUUCCAAUAGGUUCGGGAUGGCAGUGCUCGAGACCUUCCAGAUGUGGAUCGCCAUCCGGGAUGACGUGGACAUGCAGGUCAGGAACUGUGGGGAUACUGUGAGAGGCAUAGCUGACGCCGCAUAUGAAGAAGGUGAAGAGGGAUCAGAAGCCACCACUGUUGCGGUGGGAAGGGAUGAGGAAGCAGCAGACACCAUGCUGGCCAGGAAGGGCUACAUAGAACCGACUGGUGAAAAUGCCGGCGCGAGGGACAGUGAGCACGAAGAAAGCCAAGAACGCGAAGCUGAUGAAGUGGCGGCCGUGGCACCUGGAGUGAUCUCGGAGGACAGGGAGGGCCAAGUCGGAGUUACAGCUGAGGCGCUGGUGGCAACAGGUGCUGAGGGUGUCGCUGGCAUGGAUGAAAUGGUCGGUCAUGGUGUCCCUGAUGACCGUGAGUCUGAGCACGUCACGGAUGAGGCUGUUGAGGGACAUGGUGAAGCCAGGGAAGAAGAUGACCAGAUUGACCCGCUCACGGGCAUCCCAGCCAAGUGGGCAGCGUUCUGGAGAGCCACCAACGCGAAUGCAAGCAUUGGUGCUGGUUUGCCGGGGCCCUCUGAGCUCGCAAGAGGAGGGUCUCUUAGUGAUGGCUUGGACACCCUGCCGGGAAACACGCUGGCCAGCUCCGCACAACAGGAGAAUAUCGAGGAGAUGCAGACCUCGGCAGCGGCGGCGACGUCCUCCUCUGACCCCCACACAACGAGCUCCUCUGAUGGUAAGCGGCAAACUGAUCUGAAAGAUUGGUUGAAGUAG
Molecule: messenger RNA, 1956 nt
Organism: Symbiodinium pilosum
Lineage: Eukaryota; Dinophyceae; Suessiales; Symbiodiniaceae
Source: the annotation of a GenBank genome assembly